Messenger RNA from Poeciliopsis prolifica (blackstripe livebearer), 3078 nucleotides. It is a transcript of the gene s100p, whose product is annotated as calcium-activated potassium channel subunit beta-2. Bases 735 to 1436 code for a protein of 233 amino acids. NCBI's taxonomy places the organism in Eukaryota, Metazoa, Chordata, Actinopteri, Cyprinodontiformes, Poeciliidae. Gene Ontology annotation, cellular component: membrane; voltage-gated potassium channel complex. Gene Ontology annotation, molecular function: calcium-activated potassium channel activity; potassium channel regulator activity. The transcript is spliced from 7 exons. Gene Ontology annotation, biological process: potassium ion transport; detection of calcium ion. The record is from RefSeq and is a predicted model, not a curated record.
GUGUGUGUAUGGGGGGUGUAGGUGUGUGAGGAGCUCUCAGUGAAAGUAGGUGAAAGGGCUUUUCUGUCAGAGCCAGGCAAUGCAGAGCCCAGCAGAGCAGAGUGGAGCGGUGGAGAGGCGGAUCGAUGUGGGAAGAAGGAGGAGCAUCCAGAAGGUGGUGCUGUGCUCUGGAAAGCAUUACUAUGCCCCGCUGAAGCAGAGAGACGUCAGCAGCCGGCCAGAAGAUGGCGCUGGUCCAUGUGGAGGAGCUGUGUUCAUUUCCUGUCGAGCCUCUGCAGCAGGAGCUCAUAAAGUAUCUGAACACUAAAGAAUGAACUGGAGGUGACAUUUGGCAGUUCAAACACACAGUUCAAUGAAUGUUGUUAAACACCCAUCAAUGAUUUGUGUAAAGAAAUAAAAUAAUAGAGCAAGGAAAAUCUUUGACCACUGGCUUCAUUAAACCAAUGGGAAGUGUGUGCAGUUAUGGUCUCCCGCCAUCAGGAAGGUAAGAACAGCCUCCACUUCCUCCUAUUCUCCAUCUGUUUGCUUAUGGGAUUCCAGUCCAUCCUGCGGGCCUGACCGUUGGCAGUCCUCUCAGUCUCCGGCCAGCUGAUGCAAACAGUAACAACCUGUUACUUCAGCACCAGAGGAGCUUCAGGCUCAUCAUCAUCCUCUGCAGCCGAGGAUUAGAGUUACAGUGGAUCUCAGCCUCCAGCAGCAGCAGUGGACUCCCAUUUGCACACUUCUCAGAAACAAUGUUUCUCUUUGUAGGAACUAAAGUCACAGAGAGAAGGGAUGAACGCAGUUCUAUUUACCAGAGGAUUCGGGACCAUGAGGUGCUGGACAGGAGGAAGACGGUGACGGCUCUGAGGGCGGGAGAGGACAGAGCCAUCCUGCUGGGCCUCAGCAUGGUCUUCUUCUCUAUCAUGAUGUACUUCGUACUGGGCAUCACCAUCCUGCGCUCUUACUCUGACAGUGUGUGGACAGACGAGGAUAACUGCACCAUUGUGAACUCCACCAUAGUGUGGGAUGUAAACUGUUCAUACAGCUGUGGAGUCGAGUGCUGGAAGAGUUCCCGUUACCCCUGCCUUCAAGUGUUUGUCAGCCUGAACUCGUCAGGACGGCUGGUCCGAUUGCUGCACAAUGAGGAGACACACGACAGCAAUCCCGAGUGUUUCUACAUUCCAAAGUGUCAUAGGGACUAUGCUGCCACACAUGCCAUGGUUCAGGACAUUUCCCAGAGACUCAGGACUCAGCUUACAGUUCAGUGUUAUGUCGACCCAACAGAGAAGACAGACAGCGCCAUCAUGACCCAGAUUUAUGGUCGAAUUGCCGUCUUCCACUCUUUAUUCUGGCCAACCUGCUCUCUGAUCGGAGGAACCGUCAUCAUUGCCAUGGUGAAGCUGACCCAGUAUCUCUCCAUCAUGUGCGAAAGACUCAGCCACAUCAAAAGGUGAAGUGAAUGUAACAGAUUGAAGGUCAAAGACAAAUUGAGGUUGUUUUUUUUUCCCCCAUAGUAAAAUAAGGGAAGAAGCUGACUGUGGACUGCUGCUUCGUGAACGAAAGACAUUCAUGUCUUACAACCUCAAUGCAAACUACAGAAGAAGCAGACACACUUUUGGAAUGAAGUCUAUCUUAUCUUAUAUCUAUGUUAUAGACAAAGCUGCUUCUAUGUCAUAUAUAUUUGGUUUUCUAAGUUUUCUUUGAAAUUCACAACCAGUGGAUGCAAAUGGUGAGUACAGCUCAUUAACUGUAGUUAAAUUUCAACAGAUCUUGUAAAUAUUGUCCUUCUUCCCUGUUAUUUACAGACAUGCAUAUUAAUUAUUUUAGUUAACAUUAUUAAGAUGUCUUCCUACUAUGUACAAUGUACAUGUGAAUGGAUUGUUUAGUAUUGGAAAUUGUGGGUGCCUUUAAAGAAAACGAGUAUUUAAAUACAUUACUCAUGUAUUCAUAGUCACUGUCUAAGCUACACCUUGUGGAUGUGAGGGCUACAAAUAAAUAAUCCAGUAAAUGUCUACACUCCUAAUCAAACAAGAGGAAAGUUGCGUGUUUGUUGUACAGACCUCCAUAAAGUGCAAUUAACCAGACAAAAAUAUAUUAGCCACCAGUAAUCUCCACUCUUAUUGAAAGAUGUGCAGGUGGUAAAUUGAUUUGAUUGUAUUUUCUGACAGGCCAUGCAUAGUGCGCUGUUGUGCUAACACGCACGUCAAAUGAAUAUUUCUUUGAGCAGCACAUUUCAGCCACAGGGCAGCUCCAAGUGCUUUACAUGGUGAAAACACAAUGCAGUGAUAAAUUAUGGAACAAGCAAUAAACAUGACAUUUUGCCAAAUGUCACCAUCACAAAUAAUCAUCAUCAUCAGAAGAAGACUGGCUUUGUGUUUUUAAUGAGUAGCACUAACAGGUUUGGGUUUGAUGCUUACUGUCUCCUGACUCCAAAUGAACAAAACAAUGUUUGGUUUAAUGAUAUGUAGCUAAAGUAUACAUUGCAACGUUCAGCACAUGUGCAAAUUAAUUUUGUACAGGGACCUAUUUUAUUUUCUGACUGGUUGUUUUCAUUUUUAUUUCAGAUUUUACUACAUGUCACUCAUGUUGAUUAAGAGUUACUGUAAUCAAUGUAUCUUUUAAGUUUAAACUACUGGUGUAGCCUGUAAGAGUGGUGAUUAAUCAGUAACUAUAAAUAAAUGUUUAUUGCAUCUGGACAAUUUUAAAGAAACAAACACAAACUUUCUGAUGGGAUAUAAGUUUGUUUUGGCAGAAUUAAUCUGGGUUUAGAAAUGUGAAGUCUGCAAUUUGUUGCUGUAAAAUUAUUUGUUUACUUGUUGAUGCUACUUUUAAUCUUUUGUUGGUAUUUUUCUCAGUCACUAAAACGUCUAUUUUCAUCUGAAUGUUCUCUGUCUCACCGAAACAUGUCAAGCGUUGCGUUUUGCGAUGAAAUAGAUUGUCAGAGAAUUAUAUUUUAGAGCAAACUGAAUGUUCCAUUCAACGCUGAUUCAACAUUAACAUUUUUUCUUUAUGCUUUACAAUGUUACAUUUCUGUCCUAUUUUUUGAGCAAAGAUAAAGUAAAACAGCUAAUAAACAGACAGUCACACUAAAAAGGG